AUGACCAGAAUUGCAUCGUUUACCUCAAAGGCCCCGGCCCCUGCACCUUUCAUGUCACAGUCUGUGACGUGCAACGGCUUCGUGUUCGCUUCCGGAUCUCUGGGCCUCGACCCUGAAAGUGGUGAAUUUGUUGCCGGUUCAACCUACGAUCGCGCUAGACAAAGCCUCCAGAACCUGGCAGCCGUGCUCGAGUCAGCCGGAACCAGUCUGUCCAAGGUCAUCAAAGUGAACAUCUUCCUGUCAAAGAUGGACUAUAUCACGGAAGUCAAUAAGGCAUACGCGGAGUUUUUCGUUACAGACCCCAAACCUGCGAGGUCUUGUGUUGCUGUGGCUGAGCUCCCGAGAGGGGCGGAAAUGGAGAUUGAACUGGUCGCAGAGGCAUAA
Messenger RNA from Clonostachys solani, 384 nucleotides. Lineage: Eukaryota; Fungi; Ascomycota; Sordariomycetes; Hypocreales; Bionectriaceae. The record is from the annotation of a GenBank genome assembly.